AUGGUAGGCCCCAUUGCAACCAAUGUCCAGAAGCAUCCAAAUGCCAUUAUCCUGAGAGUGGCAAGAGGGUUCAAUUAUAGAGGCCUACCCCUCGGCUACCUAACUCAGCUCGAACAGCGACUAGCAGACACCGAGCUCGCCCUGUUUGAAGCGCUCACCACGCUCCGCUCGCUGGAUCAUGAUGGUGAUCUUGCCAAAGCGUCACUGAAGCCAGAGGUUGAAGCAAAACAGGGCAAACAUGCCCGGAUGGAGGAAUGGGGUCGAUUGCCGCUGCGGGAGCAGUCGGAUACCUGGCGUUGGUGGCGAGCUAAAAAUGAUGAGUAUAUCAGUGAACAGAGUCCCGUGGGAAGGCGGACAGAGGGAGUGAGUUCGACGCUGGAGGACAGUCAGUCGGCGGAACUGGGAGGGUCGUCGGGCCUGAGGUCGAGAAGGAACAGGACUGAUCCAGUGACUAUCUCUGCAGAGGCGUCGGCUGACCAGGGUUCGAUAAUCUCCAGCAGUCCAAGGGAUAGUCAUGCCAGGGUGCUCAGGAACGAUGAUUUGGGACAAGCCGUUUUGGAACAUUCCCUGAGAAGCCAUGGUCAGAGAAGAUUAGAGCAUGAUGUGGAUUCACGCCUGGUGAUCCCCCGCAACCAGGGUGAAUCGGACACCUCACAUAUUGGCGCAGAAACAGCUAGUACGGACAGAGCGAGCAUUCUUGCCAGCACCCAGCCUUCGCUUUACUUCUAA
This is a messenger RNA of Aspergillus ibericus CBS 121593, 729 nucleotides long. RefSeq lists its product as uncharacterized. Bases 1 to 729 code for a protein of 242 amino acids. The transcript is spliced from 2 exons. The record is from RefSeq and is a predicted model, not a curated record. Lineage: Eukaryota; Fungi; Ascomycota; Eurotiomycetes; Eurotiales; Aspergillaceae.